Messenger RNA from Erinaceus europaeus (western European hedgehog), 1365 nucleotides. Its product is annotated as olfactory receptor 11G2-like. Gene Ontology annotation, biological process: G protein-coupled receptor signaling pathway. Lineage: Eukaryota; Metazoa; Chordata; Mammalia; Eulipotyphla; Erinaceidae. The record is from RefSeq and is a predicted model, not a curated record. The transcript has a single exon. The coding region runs from base 1 to 969 and encodes 322 amino acids. Gene Ontology annotation, cellular component: membrane. Gene Ontology annotation, molecular function: G protein-coupled receptor activity; olfactory receptor activity.
AUGUCUUACAGGCAAAUGAAUACAUCCAACAGAGAAAACACUACCACCAUCACUCACUUUAUCCUCCUGGGCUUUCCUUCCAGUCCAGAAAUGCAGCUCCUCUACUUUGGGCUCUUCUCAACAACAUACAUCCUGACCCUGACAGGCAAUGCACUCAUUGCCUGUGCUGUGCUGUUAGACAGGCGCCUUCACACCCCCAUGUACAUCCUCCUGGGAAAUUUCUCUCUCCUGGAAAUGUGUUAUGUCAGUACAACCGUUCCAAACAUGUUGGCCAACUUCCUGUCCACAAGCAAGUCCAUCUCCUUUCUAAGUUGUUUUGCACAGUUCUACUUCUUCUUCUCUUUUGGAUAUGAUGAGUGCUUCUUCCUUUGUGCCAUGGCCUUUGACAGGUACUUGGCCAUCUGCCGACCUCUGCAUUACCCACACAUUAUGACUAAGCAGAUGUACACUGGUCUUGUCAUCUCUGGGUGGUCAUUUGGGUUCAUUGUCUAUUUAUCCCCAGUCAUCCUCAUUUCAAAACUACCAUAUUGUGGCCCAAAUAUCAUAGACCACUUUUUGUGUGAUCCUGUCCCUUUGAUGAUGCUGUCCUGCUCUGAAGACACCAUCACUCAGUUCCUUUACUCAACUUUCAAUGUUAUUUUCAUCACUGGUACCUUCCUCUUUGUUCUUUGUUCCUAUGCUCUGGUGAUCCUAGCUGUGCUAAAGAUGCCUUCAACAGCAAGUAAACACAAGGCUUUCUCCACUUGUGCUUCUCAUUUGACAGUUGUGACACUGUUUUAUGGUCCUGUUAACAUGAUGUAUGUUAGUCCUGGGUCAGGACACCCAGAGAAAAUGCAAAAACUAAUUACCUUGUUUUAUUCUGUGGUAACACCCCUCUGCAAUCCUCUAAUAUAUAGCCUCAGAAACAAAGAAAUGAAGGCUGCUCUGCGGAAAAUCUUCAGUGUUGAACAAAGUCUUCAUAAGAUAUAAAUGAGAGUCAGACUCCAUCUCUAAAGUGCAGCUCAUGUUAAUUAGUGUAGCAUUUUGCUUUACAAAUUUUUAGUUUUAUUAAUAAACUGCUACUCGAGAACUCUUGCCAUACAAACCUCUACUCAUAACAUUAAUAACUUGUACAAUAUUGGUUUUAACCGUGGAAACAUCAUUUAAACCACAGGGGUGGUGCAAUGGCAACGGGGGCCCCUUCCAUUAAAAAAAAAAAAAAAAAGCCUUGGUUGAGAGGAUUUUCUGAACUGGAAAGAAAGUACUGGAAAGAAAGUACUUUUAAGUUCUGAAAAAAUAAUUGUCUUUACCAGACAUCAAGUUGCAGUUGCUAUCAUGAUUCCAUCCUGACUUCAGUGGGCAGACAACCUCACCGAUGUGUCUUAG